Molecule: messenger RNA, 3418 nt
Organism: Schistosoma guineensis
Lineage: Eukaryota; Metazoa; Platyhelminthes; Trematoda; Strigeidida; Schistosomatidae
Source: the annotation of a GenBank genome assembly
CCCUUGAGUACCAUAAUAUAAAAGGCUAUGGGAAUACAAAGCAGCCACAGAUAGUUGUCAGUAUGAGUGGCUAAAGAUCAAGGAGCAUAUCAGCACAGAUAUCAUAUCAAGAGGGUUUCACAAGCAAAAUUUCAAUAAAUUUCUAACUAAUUAACAUCAUUUAUGAAUGAAACCAACAUCUGUUGAACCAAUAGCCAACGUUAACAGAAUUAAUUUAUCAGUGUUAUACGUGUACGUGAAGCACUUUUAUCUCUUGCACAAAGACCUUAUUCACUACAAGUUAUUGCCGAGGAUUGUAGUCGUCCAGUACCACAUAGAGCAUCAGUCAGUGUAACAAUUGAACAAAUUCUUCUUGAUUGCAAACCAGGCUGGAAAAAUUUACCAAGUGAUAUUGAAUUUCUUGGAUCUGAAGAAAAACCUGAACGUUUAUUUAUGCAUUCGAGUUUACACCUGGAGACAUGUACUGGUCCAUGUGCUAAUCCAUUUAUAGAAGCUCGGUUGGAACUUAGAUCGCCUGUAAUCGGUCAGAAUCUCGUUACAGCUAAUCCACAAUCCUGUCGACAUGAACCAACAAGUAUAAAAAGACAGCAGAAAUUUUGCGGUCUCGAUCCAACAACCAUUACAAAUCUCCUUCCUGAUCCUGAGUAUGAUUUAGUGAACCAGUUAAUUGGACCAGUGCUGAAUAGUCCACCACGUUUAAUUCCAUCAGUGCUUGCUUGGCGAUUUGAUCCAACCUUAUCGACUGUAUGGGAGAUUGAUGCAGAUCGAUUGUUCAAUAAUACAAGAUUACCAAUUAAGUGGGAUUCAGAUUUUACCAUAUCAUUUUGGCUUAGACGACAUCAUUCUCAAAACAAUUUGAGAGCAUCAAAUAAUGACGAGAAUGAAGAAUCAAUACUUUGUAGCCAUGAUAACAUUGAAUCUGAAUGGAGGUAUUUGUCGAUCAAUUUACAUGGAUGUCGAUUUAUAGUAAGGAUUAUGUCGUCCACAAGUAGUGAACUGAAAAAAUCUACACUUUUUAUAUUCGAUCCGUUACCAGAAGAGAUUUGUUCUCAUACUACCGGUCAUGAUGAUGGAAUAUGGCAUCAUUAUGCAAUCACAUUCAGUUCAUCGUCAUCAUCUGCAAUAAACAACGAUCCGAUUAUCAUUUUAAUAGAUGGACAAGAUUUGGAUAUUAAGGCCAUGCCUACUGUUUAUGAAUCAUUACAAACCGCUUCAAAUCCUUUCGGCUAUAAAGGAAAACCGAGACUUACAAUUGGUGCAUGUUAUGAUCCUCAGACACACUUAACAAGACAACAUUUACAUGGUGAUUUGACUGGUUUCACAUUAUUACGUGAAAAAAUUGAAUCCCCGAAUACGUUAAGAUGUAUUAGUCAAUGCGGUGAAGCUUUACUUAUUCCAAAUGUUAUGGAGGUAUUAUGUCCAGAUAUUGACAUACAUUUAGAGAAUGAUUUAAUUACCGUGAGCGGACAAAACAUAAUGCAUUUGACUGAUGUACUGACUUCAAUUUCUUAUGCUAGACCACAGCCAGGAGUUAGUGUGAAUUAUGUACCUAAUGUGGCACAAUCUCGUCUAUUGAGAUUAUUAACCUCAUAUAGAUGCUCAGGAGACCAAUCAUUUGUCAUACCAACUGCGGAGAUCAGGUUAAAUGUUCUACCUAUGACGGUUACGGACAUCUUAAGAACAUCUCAUCAUGACUUAUCCGACCAGAUCUCUCAAUCAACCAAGGAUACUUCUUUAUGGGUUCCUGCUAAUAUGCAUGUUCUUGAUCGCCCAGGUCUAUCUCAGGCUAUAGUGGGAACAAAAGCCAAUUAUGAUAAAAAUUCAAGACCACUUCAACCUCCAUCGUUAAUAAUUCUUGGGUCAGACAUUGUAACCACUGAGCCACCUAUUAAUCCACCUGGAAUCCCUUUAUUUUCAGACCUUCGUUUUGGGCUUCCAACAGAACGAGUUUCUGAUUCAUCGAGUUCUUCCCAGGUUGCUGCAGGUGUACCACUGGAUGACUGUUUUGUAUGGCUUAUCUCAACUGGUAAUCCGAUCAGUUUAAAUAUAAGACCAAAAUUAUAUGAAGAAUAUGGUGCACGUAUUGACUGGCCUGUAGAUGAAACUCAAUCAAGUCAAUUAAUUGGUCUAGCAGAUCGUACUGGGAUACAACUGAGAGGACGUAAACCUGCUUUAAUCUAUGCUAACCUAUUACAGAAAUUUCGAUUUUGGCCACCAAAAAAUAUUCGUUCAGUGCAACUAAUGGAUGCAAAUAAAGAAAUAAUUUAUAUGGCCAAUAUUGGCCUAAUAUGUAGUUUAGACAGUGGGAAGCAAACAACACCUGAAUUUGUUGUCAAAAUUAUUAUUCAAGGCAAAGGGUCAGAAACAGCAUCGCUUAUCAAUGAAGUAGGUGCAUUUAUUUCAAAUCAAUCUUUGUCAUCUCGUCCAAAUCCUGAUGCAGUACAUUAUGUACUAUCCGAUCAAGAACGUAUUGAAUCUGGUGACAAAUCAUUAAAUCGUCUACGCCUUAUUAAUCCAAUUGAUUAUGAAUAUGGGACUAUAGAUAGAAAGCCUCAGUACAGUUAUACUGGAUUAGUUAUUGGUUUAUCAGUUUCUGCUAUCAUAUUAGGGUUAUUAAUUGGUACAGCUAUUUGGUAUAUACAAAAAAAUAAACCGCAACAUCAUAAGAAACCAAUGCGUCGUAGAAGAUUUGCAUCACAACCUGCUGAUUUUGGUGGUUCUAAUUUAAAAACAGAUCCAACUCUUAGACUUACAACUAAUCCCGUAAAUGAUUUACAGUUGAUGAGUAUGAAAAUUAAAUCUAUGCAUGGAAUAGAUUAUUCACUACAUUCAACACCUACACGAAAUCAUUGUAUUUAUUCCCCACCAUUGACAACACAACGAGUUAAUCCAUUUAAUAAUACAUCAUGUGAUGAAUUAUCUGGUUCCAUGUAUUCACUUCCAAAUCAAACACCAAGGCUAGCUGAUCUUGAAGAGUUUGAAGAUGAAAAUUAUGAAUAUGACGAUGAAUUGGGUAGUGUAGAUCAAAUUCACAAUCCUAAAUAUUGGAUUACUGGACAAAUAUUAAAAAAUAAUUCUACUAAAACUUCAAUUAUAAAACCACAUGUUGAUCAAGAACAAAUAGAAAAUUUAAAAUCUUUUUGUCCAAAUAAUUCUCUAACAAAAUCAGACCGUUAUGAAUGGAUUGAUAAUGAGUUGGAUACAAAUUGGCACGAAAAAAUUCAUGAGAAUCAUAAACAUGAAUCAAAAUCCACCGAAUUAUUUACUCAAACAGGUCAGUUAAAUCAGAAUAAAAAUAUGAAUCAAACUGUUCAUGUGUAAAAAAAAAGAAAAAACAAUUUCAUUUUCUUCAAGAAAUGACAUAUUCCUCACUUGAAUGUGUAUUCUCAGCUUUCAUUAUAGUAAGUCUGUAUGUCUA